AUGCAUAUACAAAUCGAACGGUUUGAUGAUGAACUGGAGGAUUUGAUUAAGAAAGUGUACAACAAUCCAUUUCGUAGUUUUGUUAAAAUGAAUGGCGUAACGAUGUCAGAAACACAUAAAAAGUUUUCGGACGCCAUUGAGAAUUUCCAAGUUCGUGACGACGACGUCUGGGUUUGCAGCAUUCCGAAGUCCGGCACGACUUGGACGCAGGAAAUGGUUUGGUGCAUCGCGAAUGAUCUAGAUUAUGAAAGAGGAAAAAUUUCCCUGACGGACAGAUUUCCUUACUUCGAUCUUUCGGCGCGUUCCGAAUGGCCCGCAAUAUUGAAAGCCAAUCCUGGAAUCCAAAUACGCAGAGAAAUGGUUGACAGUGUCAAUUAUGUAGCCGAUUUACCCAGUCCGCGAUUCAUCAAGACCCAUUUACCAUUCAAAUUUCUUCCGCGGCAGUUGAGGACCGGGGAGAAGAAACCAAAAAUUAUUUACAUCGCUCGCAACGCCAAGGAUACUUGCAUCUCUCGCUAUCAUUACUGUAGAAUUACGGAAAAUUUGCAAGGGAGCUUCGAGGAUUGGUGCAAUCUGUUUCUUCAAGGUGGUGUGAUGUACGGACCAUACUGGAAGCACGUGCUUGGUUACUGGGAGCAGAGAAUCGAAGAUAAUGUGCUGUUCUUGAAGUACGAGGAUAUGAAACAGGAUUUACCGAGUGUGAUAAAGAAGACUGCGACGUUCCUCGGAAAGAAUUUGACCACCGAUCAGUUGUCAUCUCUCACCGAGCACUUGAGUUUCGAAAGUAUGAAAUUAAAUCCAGCGGCGAACAACGAAGAUCUCAUUCAUCUAAUGAAGGAAAUUACGCCAUCGAAAUUCGAGGGAAAAUUCAUGAGAAGUGGUAAGAUCAACCAAUGGAAGUCCGAGAUGACUCCGGAUAUGAUCGAACGAUUCGACCAGUGGACGCGAGAAAAUUUGAAGGGAACUGGCUUGUCCUUUUGAAGAGGAUGUUGCGUACAAUAUUUGCCCUUCAUAUCGUAACGAAAACCGCCAUUACGCCAAAGCGUAACCAGCGCAUUUGGUU
This is a messenger RNA of Diprion similis, 1063 nucleotides long. Its product is annotated as luciferin sulfotransferase-like. Bases 1 to 981 code for a protein of 326 amino acids. NCBI's taxonomy places the organism in Eukaryota, Metazoa, Arthropoda, Insecta, Hymenoptera, Diprionidae. The record is from RefSeq and is a predicted model, not a curated record. Gene Ontology annotation, cellular component: cytoplasm. Gene Ontology annotation, biological process: sulfation. The transcript has 5 exons. Gene Ontology annotation, molecular function: sulfotransferase activity.